This is a messenger RNA of Rotaria socialis, 1134 nucleotides long. Lineage: Eukaryota; Metazoa; Rotifera; Eurotatoria; Philodinida; Philodinidae. The record is from the annotation of a GenBank genome assembly.
AUGACAAUGAAUGGAUCAAACAAAAUUGUAAGAACAAAACUAUUCAUUGGAAAUCUUGAUCCGUCAACACAGCCUACUGAAUUAUCUGAUCUAUUUGGAUCAUUUGGUACUGUAUUGGAAGCGUCGGUAAUUAAAGAUUAUGGUUUUGUGCAUUUUGGUGCAGUUGAAGAAGCUGAAAAAGCAGUGGUUGCUUUAAAUAAUAAAGAAUUUCAUGGCAAACGAUUACGUGUUGAACUUUCAACAAGUACAGUGCGGCAUCGACCUGGCCAACCCGAACCUGCCAGUGCUUUAAGAAAUUCUCGUGCUCGUUCUGCAGCCAUGGCGAGUGGAAAUGGUGUAUCACGGUAUAGUCCAGCAGCACCUAACAGUGGUGUUGGUCCUAUGCGUCAUACGGCAUCAGCAUGGGUUCGUAGUGAUGCUCGUCCGUACGAUGGAAUUUCCAUGGAUCCAAAUGCUUUGGCUGCUGGUUAUGGUCCACCUGUUUAUGAUCGAUCUCGUCCGUAUGAUGCUCGAUCAGAUCCACGAAAUUAUUAUAAUGAUCGACGUGAUAAUGGUUAUGCAUCUGGAUAUGAAGCACAACGUGAUAGUUUAUAUGGUCAGCCAGCUUAUGCGGGUAUGAGUGCAAGUGGCGGUGGACAACCUGGCAUGUAUCCAAUGCGUGAUUACCGUGAAGUGCCAACGCAUACUCGAGCAGAUAGUAUGGGCUAUGGCACCAGUCGAAUCUAUGAUCGUAAUCAAGGUACACCACCUGUCGAUCCUUACUAUAGUGGAGCAUUACCUCAAGGAACACAAGCAGCUGUUGAUCCUUAUCAUGGCUAUGAUCCUUAUCAAAAAUAUUAUAGUAGUAGACCUCGUGAUCCAGAAUAUCCAGUUUCAACUGGUCCAAAUUCAGCAUCACGUGAUUAUGAUGUUUAUGCCAAUUAUCGUAAUGAUCCAUAUUUAACAGCAAGUGGUCAACCACCACCGCCACUUCGACAUGAUUUAGCUGUAACUUAUCAACAACAACAACAACCAGGUUAUCCACCACCAAAUCCGCAAAGACAACAGCAAGCAUAUGGAGCUGCAUCUGGUACACCGACAACAUCAUAUCCACCAUCUGUUGCUCAAUAUUAUGGUACACAACAACGAACAUAA